UUCGAUCGCGCCGAGCGGAGCAGACACUGCCCCGGUCUUCAGAGCAGACGAUAUUGAGCUGGAGCUUGAAGCAGACUAUUUUCGGUUCUCCACUUAUCGUUUCCAUUCUUGGAGCCUGCUUACAAGGUAGGAGCAUCCUAACGCCGCUCCGCGCAACAUACCAUCUCGAGCUGAACCGCUAGUGCACUUGCAGAAAAUCUCAAGACCAUCUGCGGCAUCCUCUUUCCGAGAAGACGACGUGCGAAAACAACAUGGCGCUGUUCCCGCUGCUGAACCGCAACCUGUGCGGAGGCUCGGAGCUGGCGAGACGUCUCUUCGACGACGACUUCGGCAGUUCUUUCCUCGACGGCGAGCUGUUCGACCCUCCUUUCUACCACCAGCGGUUCUACAUCCAGCCCAGACAUCAGGGGCCCUCGAACAGCGUCUGCCCCAAACAGCAGGGCACCUCUGUCGCCUGCACGCCCGACAAGUUCGCCAUCCGCGUCGACACCCGGCACUUCACGCCCGAAGAGAUCGAGGUCAAGACGCAAGACAAUUGCGUCGUAAUUCACGGCAAGCACGAAGAGAAGUCCGACGACCGCGGCUGCUACGUCAAACGCGAGUUCACCCGCCGCUACGUCCUUCCCGAAGACGUUGAUCCCCAGGCCAUCAAGUGUCACCUGACUCAGGGUGGCCUCCUGGCCUUGGAGGCUCCACGCAAGAACCCCAAGAAGGAGGAGCCUAAGACGAUUCCCAUCGACGUCAAGCACGAAGGCAAGAAGGCCUAAAGAAAUGGGGGAUGGUGGGGGCGGAACGUAGUUGAAGUUGUAAUAUUGUAGCUCUAUAUAUGUUGGUUGUAUACUAAUCACCUCUUGGGAAGACAGACAUGCGAGAACUCGCUCCGUGACGGAUGACAACCUCGUCAAGUCCUUCAUUAAGUUCCCCAGAGGGUACCGAUCGAGCUGGUUAGGCUUAACCUUCCGCACGUGUAGAUGUGCCAACGUUCGAUGUUUACAAAAACGCGUGGUAGGUGGAACACCUGAUGGAAUCCCUCCGUACAUAUAUGUCUCGGGGGUAGCCGAUCCGCUUGGCGUAUUUCCUUGUUGAGAAUUGAUGGCAAUCUGUGAUGAUACUGCGUAUACGAUAUGCGAGAAUAUAUGAAACGUGAACAAAAGUGGAUGGUAUAUCAAAAAUGUGACCGAUACGUGUUAGGCGCGGGGCAUAUUGCUAUAGCACUGGUACGCCUGCAUCGCGCGUCGGCGAUCGAGAUUCCAGACGAGAGUCGUCUGUUAUGAAAACUUAUCGAUCUGCGCGCAGGGCGCCGCUGUACGCGUGACCUUUAGGAAAUAGUGGGGACGUGCCGCACGGGUUAACGGUAUUUGAGUGUGUUACUAUUUAUAGUACUCUUAUGUAUACUGUUAUGGAGCGCACCGCCUGGGAUGCUUUAUUUGAAGCAGCGCUCCCGUACGCUAUUGGCCGUCGUUUCACGUACGUACCAUUUCUCUCAGUUCUUUACUUUUCUUUCUUUAUUUUUCGAUUUCUCACCGCAAUCUGCGCACACUUUCAAAAAGCGCUGCGUCAAAUCGGUCAUGAAUAUAUUUACAUUGAUCGCUACGUCCCAAGUCAAACUGCCUAAAGAGAUCUGUGAUAUGGGGAGCUGUUUGAUAUAAGAAAUAAAUGGUGUUGAGGGGAGGACAUACGAAUUGAAGAAGCUGAACCUCUAGGCCCUAUAGAUGUCGCCAUAUAUACGAGUACAAAUUGAGGUAGACUGAAUAGUGUGUUCAUGUAUGGAAUGAUCGUCACUUACUGUUCCAAUUAGACGGGACAUGUGACAUUUUGAGAGAAAAAAAGAUAGAAGGCACCCGCAUCCCUAGGAUUAGAUGCAGGUCUGCUACUCAGGCUAGGUUAGUGUGUCAGUGAAUUCUAAACUGUCCUUUACAGCACAUAUUUUACACAAAGCCCUUAGCACUGAUUUUUUAGUGUGAGGGCCCAAGCGCGUGUGAUAGGAGGAACGUUGAAGCUCAAUAUACCAAUGGCGCCGGAGGUCGUUCAUGAACCGCGCGGUUUGCGAUAAAAUUUCGAAUGUGUAGCAUAUAUUUCGGUAAUGCGGAUGUCGCAGCAGAAUCGGGACUCUGUAAUUCUCCUGACAUAUACUAAGGCAUGUGCAAAUGAACCAGCUUUAUCACGUGUAUGUUAAUUAUAGUACUGAUACUAGGCGCAUACAUGGUUAGUCGACCGUUGACGUUGUUUUAGGCUAUAUCCAACGUUCGCAAAAAAAAAAAAAAAAAAAAUUAACGACUGACAAACAUUUAACUUCGCCGUCAGUCUCUCCAUAGCAGAUUACUAAUAUAAUCUCAGCAGAGGCCUCACCGUAGGUUCGCGGCCAGCAUGUCGCAUACGGGACGCAGAUGUCACGUGGUAUAUUCGCCACGUACAUACGUGGUCAUAUGAUUACGUUAUGAUGGUCACGUGACGCAUCACGCGGUCGUCGUGAGCUCACGUGAUGUGGCGACCGCAUGGUGACCGCGUAUUGAAUCAUGCGUUCGUUUGAUGACCACGUGAUGCAUCGGUGAGGUCAUGAUCACCACGUGGUAAUCAAGCAAGAGCACGUGUAGUAGCAGCGCGAAGAGUAAAAAAAAAAAAAAAAAUAGGUCACGGAGCGAGUUCCCUCACCUGUUUACUAUAGCCCUCUCAGCCAAGCAAUCGCCUGCGCCAAUUUACUCGCGUUGUACUGCCAGAGAAGAAAAAAAAAAAAGUAACCCCCUUGUUCGUGCACGAACGACCCUAUGAAGCCUAUCCAGGAACCAUAGACGUUUCUUGCACGUAAGACACUGAGUUCACGGGUGGCGGCCGGAUUUGUGCGGCAAGUACAAUGUUUGUUUCUUUGAGAUGGUGGCCAGACGCCGUUCUGGCCUUCUCCUGUGGUUAUGGGUCAAAUAAACGUCACUGCUGCCCA
Molecule: messenger RNA, 2935 nt
Organism: Dermacentor andersoni
Lineage: Eukaryota; Metazoa; Arthropoda; Arachnida; Ixodida; Ixodidae
Biological process (GO): response to heat; protein refolding
Cellular component (GO): nucleus; cytoplasm
Source: RefSeq, a predicted model, not a curated record